This is a messenger RNA of Colletotrichum godetiae, 360 nucleotides long. RefSeq lists its product as uncharacterized. Bases 1 to 360 code for a protein of 119 amino acids. The transcript has a single exon. NCBI's taxonomy places the organism in Eukaryota, Fungi, Ascomycota, Sordariomycetes, Glomerellales, Glomerellaceae. The record is from RefSeq and is a predicted model, not a curated record.
AUGACUUGGCGCCCCGAAGUUCACUGCUACACUUGGAAGCCACGUGGAGGCCUCCGGGGCAAGACACUCGCCGAGCUAAUAGCGGAGUUGCGAGAAUUGCCGAUUCAGAUCGAGUGGUCUAAGCUUCGAUGCCUACUAAUACGGCUGGAGACACACAAGAGCGCUGUGCAUGUGGAAGUGCCUCAUGAGGAAGAGGCGAGAUGUGAGUCCCUGAAAAAACAUCUUGACAGGUUCUUGAGGGCCUGCAUUGCAAAUGCCCCUCAUGAAGAGGUGUUCGUCUCCAUCAACAUUGAGCUGAUGACAACCUUGGACUCUUUGACAAGGUCGGCGAAAUUGGAGGAUAUUGAUCUAGACUGGUAG